UUUCCUCGGUGGUGGCUCUGGGAGCGAGCAUCAUCUGUAACAAGAUCCCGGGGCUCGCCCCCCGGCAGCGGGCGAUCUGCCAGAGCAGGCCCGACGCGAUCAUCGUCAUCGGGGAGGGGUCCCAAAUGGGCAUCAACGAGUGCCAGUUCCAGUUCCGCAACGGGCGCUGGAACUGCUCUGCCCUGGGAGAGAGGACCGUCUUCGGGAAGGAGCUCAAAGUGGGGAGCAGAGAGGCCGCGUUCACCUACGCCAUCAUCGCGGCCGGGGUGGCACAUGCCAUCACUGCUGCCUGCACGCAGGGCAACCUGAGCGACUGUGGCUGUGACAAGGAGAAGCAGGGACAGUACCACAAAGAGGAAGGCUGGAAAUGGGGAGGCUGCUCCGCUGACAUCCGAUACGGGAUCGGGUUCGCCAAGGUCUUUGUGGACGCCCGGGAGAUCAAACAAAACGCCAGGACGCUCAUGAACCUGCACAACAACGAGGCCGGGAGGAAGAUUCUGGAAGAAAACAUGAAGUUAGAGUGCAAGUGCCACGGGGUCUCAGGAUCCUGUACCACUAAAACAUGCUGGACAACCCUGCCCAAAUUCCGGGAGCUGGGCUACAUCCUGAAGGACAAGUACAACGAGGCCGUUCAGGUGGAGCCCGUGCGGGCGAGUCGCAACAAGCGCCCGACCUUCCUCAAAAUCAAGAAGCCCCUUUCCUACCGCAAACCCAUGGAUACAGACUUGGUGUACAUAGAGAAAUCCCCCAACUAUUGUGAAGAAGACCCUGUCACGGGCAGCGUGGGCACACAGGGCAGGAUGUGCAACAAGACAGCCCAGCAGUCCAACGGCUGCGACCUGAUGUGCUGCGGCCGGGGGUACAACACCCACCAGUACUCGCGGGUGUGGCAGUGCAACUGCAAGUUCCACUGGUGCUGCUACGUCAAGUGCAACACGUGCAGCGAGAGAACAGAGGUCUAUACCUGUAAGUGAGCACGUGGGCACGGCCCUGGCCACGGAUACCUUUGCACAUGCACUCAACGGACCGACACGAGGCUGCAGGGCAGACCUGCUCUCCCAGGAGAACUGCUGGUGGACGGAGGCCCCUCGUUUCUUCUCACGUUUCAUCGCUUGUGUGGAUACACAUUUCGGACUCAUAAAGUCGGCCAAGAAAGAAAACCAAACAAACCCCACCCUGAGCCACCUGACACAUAAAAGAGAGAGAAAAAGAUCAUCUCGGUUAACCUGCACCUCUAAAGGAAGAAGCAUUGACUGCCUUGUGGAGACACACCAGUCAGGGAGAAAUCUCUGAGGGUGGCAACUGACUCCUGGUUUGGAAAAGAGAUGGUCAAAUAUAAGGAGCAGGGAGGGAUAGGGGAGAAAUCCCCCCAGAAGGGCUUUGCACAGGAUGGGAUGGACAGAGCCCCACCG
Messenger RNA from Manacus vitellinus (golden-collared manakin), 1412 nucleotides. RefSeq names its product protein Wnt-7a. Lineage: Eukaryota; Metazoa; Chordata; Aves; Passeriformes; Pipridae. Gene Ontology annotation, biological process: multicellular organism development; cell fate commitment; canonical Wnt signaling pathway. The coding region runs from base 126 to 974 and encodes 282 amino acids. The record is from RefSeq and is a predicted model, not a curated record. Gene Ontology annotation, molecular function: frizzled binding; cytokine activity. Gene Ontology annotation, cellular component: extracellular region. The transcript is spliced from 3 exons.